UGCGCAAAGUCUCUAUUUGUUAAGUGUUUAUUGAUAUCUUUCCUAUGUUAUUUAACUCUAGUAUUAGAUGUAUUAACAAGCAUGGAUUUUUUUCUGACUUAUUUAUUGAUUCAGUGCUAAUUUUAUAAUAUGCCUCGCACAUGAGACCAAACCAUACCAAACCAGCCAGCCAGAGUUCAUUUACGCCUGUAUACGUUGCAGUCUACCUGUGUGUUCUCGUGUCAAGGCAGAGAGCAUGCAAGCUGUGCGGGUGCUGUUGUUGACCCUCUGUGUUACCCUGGGGGUUGGUGCCCAGUCCUUCUGGGAGGGCCAGUGCCCAGUACCUCCUGUCCAGCAGGACUUUAACAUAGCCAAGUAUUCGGGCAGGUGGUAUGGCAUCCAGAAGCUUCCAGCUGUGUUUCAAAAGGGAAAGUGUAGCCAGGCAACCUACACCCUCCAGAGUGACGGACUGGUCAAGGUCCUCAACCAGGGUCUUCUGCCUGAUGGAGAAAUCGCCAACACCAGGGGAACAGCUCGUGUGGCAGAUCUGAGUGACCCUGCCAAGCUGGAAGUGACCUUCACUGGAAGUCCACGUCCGAGGCCUUACUGGGUGCUCGCUACCGACUAUGACAGCUAUGUUCUGGUGUACUCCUGUACCAACAUCAGUGAGCAGUCCUACGUGGAGUUCGCCUGGAUCAUGGGCAGGACUCGCUCCCUCCCUGCAGACAUCAUCACAGAGCUGAAGGACAAGCUUCAUUCCCAUGGCAUCAAGACGGACAACAUGACCGUCACGGACCAGAGUGGUUGUAGUAGCAUGCCAGAGCAGCCUCUUAGCUCGGCUGGUGACGUGAGGCAGGACGUCCCAGAGGUGAGUCAGACUGGAGGCAUGUGUAGUGACAGAAGACAGCAGAGGCCCUUCAUGACUGACCAGCCUGCGCUGCUGCCCAUUGUGCUCAGUCAUCACUGCAUGCCCUGCCACUCAGGUCAUGCUCUCCAUGUUUUUGAGGUUGAGCUUGGCCAUACUGGCACAGUCUUACAUGAGCUGCAAGCAACCUGUCACUGUUUAUCUGCAUUUCAGGUCCAGGUUAGCACUGUCGCCAUGAAGCAGUCCAUCGUCUUGAUCCUGCCCAUUCUCCUGCCUCUCAUCAGGGCACAGGUUCCUCACUGGGGCCCAUGUCCAGACCCUCCCGUGCAAUCUGCGUUCAGCAUGAAAAAGUUCUUGGGAAGGUGGUAUGAGGUUGCAAAACUGCCGGCUCAGUUUGAGAAAGGGAGAUGCAUUGAGUCCAACUUCACCAUGAAAGCAGAUGGGAGUGUUCGUGUGGUCAGCUCAGAGAUACUAAAGGGUGAGCUGAGGGCCAUAGAGGGCACUGCUGUGGUGCAGGACAUGAGGGAACCGGCCAAGCUCGGCAUCAGCUUCUCCUACGUGCUGCCCUACACUCCAUACUGGGUCCUGUCCACCGACUACGAAAACUCGGCCCUGGUCUACUCCUGCACCGACGUCCUGCGUCUGUUCCACGUGGACUUCGCCUGGAUCCUGGGCCGAACCCGAACCCUGCCGGUCGCCACAAUCACCAAGGCCAAGGACGUCUUUAACAACAACGACAUCGACGUCAGCCGGAUGAUUAUGAGCAAGCAGGCAGGCUGUGAGAAGGACUACUGAGACACCAGCAGGAGACAAAAAGAGAGAGAGAGAGCCAGAGAGGAAGAAAGGAAGAGUGGGGAGAGAAGGAAAUCUGGGGAGAGCAAGAGAGGAAGGCAGCCACGCUGGCAGGUCAAGAGGUCUGCUGGACUGGCUGCAGCCUGAGGGGCAUCACUGAUUGUUUUCAAUUAUCUCCAACUGUCACUUUUCCUUUUCAUCCAUUUUGUUUUAUUUUUGUUAUACAUCAUAUCAUUUUAUGGUGAAAGGAGUAAUUUGCUAUGUAAUAUAUAUCAUUAUCUUGUUUCAGUUUUUGUAACAUUUUUAGGGCACAAGUAAUUGCAUCACUAAAAUGGGUUCUGAAAUUUGAUUUAAAGAGUUAAUGAAACAAACUGAAGCCAUGAGAUCCUCCGUGGAGAGAAAAAUAAAGUACAGUGUCAUAACAAG
This is a messenger RNA of Alosa sapidissima (American shad), 2062 nucleotides long. RefSeq lists its product as uncharacterized. The transcript has 9 exons. Gene Ontology annotation, biological process: brain development; lipid transport; tissue regeneration. NCBI's taxonomy places the organism in Eukaryota, Metazoa, Chordata, Actinopteri, Clupeiformes, Clupeidae. The coding region runs from base 236 to 1639 and encodes 467 amino acids. The record is from RefSeq and is a predicted model, not a curated record. Gene Ontology annotation, molecular function: lipid binding.